AUGAAUCCCAACGUUAACAUGCCCAACAUGAACCCCAUGGGCGGUCCUGUCGGCAGUGCUCCCGUACCCAUGAUGAACAACGGAGCCAUCAAUCCUGCCGGUGGUGCGCCCGCUGGGCCCCCGAGGCAACAGCAGGUCAAUGACAACCAGCGCGGUGUGCUCAACACAUACAUAUACGAAUAUUUUCUCCGCUAUGGCAUGCACGAGUGCGCUCGAUCCCUUCUCUCUAGUGACCAGCCUGUCAACGUCCACAAGGAUGGCUCCAAGGUCAAUGGUGCCGGAGACGACUCCAUGGACACGGAUAGCAAGGAUGACCUAGAAUCCAAGCUCCCCGAUGACCUGCCUCCUCCCAAACUGCCGAUGCCCGCCUCGGACACGUCGUUCCUCUACGAGUGGUUCUGUCUGUUCUGGGAUAUCUAUAACGCUCAGCGCCAAAAGAGCGGCAACCCUCACGUUAAUCAAUACGUCUCGCACACGCAGCAACAGUCGCGCCUAAAGCAGAAUCAACAGCAGGAACUCCUUCGCCAGAUGCGACCCGACAUGGCGCAGCAGCAAUACCACCAGAUGAUGCGCAUGCAGAACGGCACCAUGGGCAUGGGUAUCAAGCAGGGCAACCUUGCUCGCGCCGCCAUGGCCAACAAUCAAAACAACCCUCAGGCACAGAUGCAGAUGCUGCAACAGCAACAGCAGCAAGCCAAGCAGAACCAGAUGCAGCGCGAUCCUUCCUCGAUGGACGGAAAUCGUGAUCGCCCCUCGUCCCCUGCCUCUGGAGAGAACGCUCCGUCCCCCUCGAAACGCCAGCGUCUCGACAACGCGCCAUUUAACCCGAACCAGCCCGGACAAAUGAUACCGAAUGGACGCCCCGGCCCCGGAAUGCCACCGCAGAUGCCCGGCGCCGCCGCUGCCACCGCAACCCAGCAGAUACUCGCCAGCGGUCUUACCCCUGGGCAGCUACAACACUUCCAAAACUUUGUAAAUACCCCUCCGGCUGCUGAUGAAAAGUCCAUUGCAACUUACUCUCAGCGUCUGCAGCAGCACCAUGGCAAUCAGAUGGGCAACAAGCAGAUGCCAAAUGCUGGUGGUCCCCCCGGCCAAGGCUCGCCCCUGAUGCAGGGUCCAGAUGGCACAACCCUGAACAACUACUACAACCCUCCGGGUGGUGAGAUGGGUGGCCCAAAUGGACUUCGCUCUGGACCGGGUGGCCCGCAGCAGGCUGGCGGGAGCAACCACGCCCUGCAAGAUUAUCAGAUGCAACUCAUGCUGCUUGAACAACAGAACAAGAAGAGGCUAAUGAUGGCUCGCCAGGAACAGGACAACAUCGGCGGGAUGCCCCGAGAAGGUCAGCCUCCUGGCCCUGGCGGUCCCGGAGUUCCUACGGGCCCCAACGGCCAGCCGUUCCCCGAGGCUUCUCCUCAGGCUAUGCGAGGCGGGGCCUCUCCCAACCCCGCUGAGCAGAUCAAACGAACGCCUCAGAUGAACAACUCUGGCGUCCCGUCACCUGUUCCUGAAGGCGGCCAACAGUCUCGCGACUCGCCUAACCCUGGAAUGAACUUUUUGGCCAAUGCUGACCCCAGCAUGGCCCCCCACUUUUUCAAGGGCCCUGAUGGCAGCAUGAACCCAGCUCAGAUGAAUGGCAUGCGCCCGCCCAACUCCCACCCGGGACAGCCUUUCAACGGCCAGAUGACGCCGCAGAUGAUCGCCGCGCGCCAACAGCAGCAGCAGCAGCAGCAGCAGCAGCAGCAGCAGCAGCAGGCCGCCGCCGCCGCUGGACAAGGCAACCCCCAGCAGUGGCAGCAGGGUCCCAAUGGCCAGUUGAUACCCCAGAGCAUGCAGCAAAACCAGCAGCCACAGGUUCAGGGAACACCCCAGCAGCGCGCCAUGCCUCCGCCCUCGGCUCCUGCCGCCGCCCCCGGGAACAAUGCCAACAACCGCACUACGGCAUCACCACAGCAGGCCAAUGCGGCGCCGCCUACGCCUAACCAGUCGAACAAGGCUGCCCCCAAGAAGAAGGAGACCAAGGCCGCCAAGGAAAAGCGCGUUGCGAACCAGAAGAAAGCAGCGCAAGGCAACAACAAUGCGACGCCUGCCGCCGACAAUGCCGAAUCAGAGGGCGCGCCUGCGACUCCUAUGACGCCUGCUAACCCUGGCGGCUUCAACAAGGGUGGCCCCAAUGCCGCCAACAACCAGGCACCUCCUACGACGACGACCGCUGCGCCCGCCGGUGCUGCUGCUCAGGCGCCUCAGGCAGCCCCCGUUGGUCCUCCUCCAGGCCAGCCCGAUCCCAACCAAAACUCGAUGGGGAUGGAUAACUUCGGAAUGUCGUUUAUGGACAUGGAGAACCCCCUUCAGACUGGCGAUGUUCUCAACGACUUCGACUUUGACUCCUUCCUACAUGAUGGCGACGGUGACGCGCAACCGUUUGACUUUAAUGGAGCCUUUGCCAAUAUUGAAGGUGGUGAGAUUGGUGCUGAUUAG
Geosmithia morbida is the source of this 2475-nucleotide messenger RNA. Its product is annotated as cAMP-dependent protein kinase pathway protein. The record is from RefSeq and is a predicted model, not a curated record. Gene Ontology annotation, molecular function: protein binding. Bases 1 to 2475 code for a protein of 824 amino acids. The transcript is spliced from 5 exons. Lineage: Eukaryota; Fungi; Ascomycota; Sordariomycetes; Hypocreales; Bionectriaceae. Gene Ontology annotation, cellular component: nucleus.